AUGGCUGCACAAGAGCAGGAUAAAAUGAGCGUCGUUACAGAUCUGUCUAACCAAGUUUCUCAGAUGGUUAUUGAAGAGGUCAGUGCCAUUCAGGAGAACCUGGAGAUCGAGAGAACAUGUAGAGAAAGUGCUGAAGCCCUGGCCUCCAAGUUGAACCGUCAGAACCGCUCUCUGAAGAGGAAAAGCAUGUUGCUGCUGUCCCACCUCAGCCCAGAGACCAUCACUGAGAUCAACCUUGAGGAUGAAGAGGAGGAGGAGUGUAAAGUGCUACAGGAAGCCAGCAAUUUCUGUCUCUCCCUCCAGUGCCGGGCCACCAUCUCAGAACUACAAAAUACGUUGGAGUUAACACUAAAAGAGAAAAGGCAAGCAGAAGCUGAUCUUGAGGCAGUAAGACAACAACUGAGGGAAACCAGAGAAGAACUGCUGAAAGAGAAACACGGUAACACUGCUUUAUUUGCUGAGACAGUACUGCAAAAGAAGCUCCUGGGGAAAUAUAACAGAGUAUCUCAGUUUGCUGUGGAGGAAUACGAGGCCUUACAGGACACCUUAAACCUGGAGAGGGAUCUGAGGACAGAGGCAGAGAGCAUUGCCCGAGCAAUGCUGGUCGAGCAAAAGAAGCUGAAGAGGCAGAGUCAGAUCCUAAUGCAGAGCUCCUUGCCCAGUCAAGCUCUGCAGGAAGCCCUCAGCCAGGUCACCAGACUGACCCAGGAUCUGGAGAUACAGAGGCUGGAGCACCAAAACCAGAUAAAGCAGAUGGAGGACCGUCUGAGGAACUGUGAGGCUCAGAGAGAGCUGACAGCACUGAGGCGUAAACUGGAGCUCGUGGAGGAGGAGAAGAACGAGUACAGCGACAAAUGCUCCAAGGCUGAAGUGGAGGUCAAGGAUCUGCGCUUUACAGUUGAGGAGCUCCAAAAGAAACUAAAUGCAGCUACCAACCCGACCCCGACUCGAGCUCCGGCACCUCCCCCGCCCCCACCACCUCCACCUCCUCCAGCCCCAGCUCCGGCCUCCAACCCGCUCAGCACACUGCUGUCAUUGAUCCGAAAGAGAAGAGACAUCAGUUCUGACAUCCCACUGGUGGUCCAGGACUCUGCCAAGACACCAGAAGUGGACAUCAGGCAGCAGGCAGUGGGGGAAAUGAUGCAAAGGAUCAAGAAAGGCGUUCAACUUCGACCUGUCAGCCAAUCACCUAAUAGGACCAGGAGACAGAUGGAGAGACUGCCCUCUAAUUCUGCCAUUCAGGAACUUAAAGGAAUUAUGGAGAAUUUCAAUAGAACCUCCCCCCAACUAAAGGCAGUGUCUCCGUCAACAAACCGUGACGAGGAACUGCAGAGGAUCCUGCUGAGGCGGCGGGAUGCACUGGAGUAGCGCAAGUCUCCAUCCCAUUCUCUCCCCAGCAGUGUGAAGGGUGCCACGAGCCCAAGGUUGGCCCUGACACAAGUAUCCACCUACACACACUGGAUGUGGGUGACGGAAGAUCACAUAAUGCAAAAUCAAUAUCUAGCAUUUUAUUUUAGUGUGUAGACACAUAGCAUUUAAAAUAUUAAUUUGACUGUAUUAUGAGGAGUCAGUACUACAGUCAGAUAGGUCUUCAGUGGAUCUCAACAUCAGAAAAAGAAUCAAGCCAGAGGUUACACAGAAUGUGGACUAAGAGCACAAGUGUGUCAGUGAUACAUUGAGGCCAUUUGAUUUCCUUGAAAUGAAAGAUGUGUAUCCCACCCCACCUUUUUAAGGUUCAUUCAGCUGUUCUAAGGUAAAGCCCAGUUUUUUGUUUGGAUUGUGAGGAACAGUGGAGCCGGUUAUGCAGCCUUGAGCUUUUGCCUAAACAGAGUAUGUCUCUGAAUUGUUCAGUCUAGACCAGAAUUAACCUUGUAGCCUCCCAGUGAGCAGUACAGACUACUGUGGCAGACUUUGUUUCCACUGUUCCGCUCCUCACUCACACUUACACCCCCCAUCCUUUAUGUAGGGCACUGCCUCCCCUCUGCUGCCUCUACCCUCCAGUUUGUACUACCUGUCCUGCUUUAGAAUGGAUGUCAAGCUUUGGCCAUGUCACUUCGAGAAUACAGGGCAAAUCAAGGGACGAACACUUGAGAUGCACUGAUGGCGAGCAUUUAGAGCAAAAACAGAACAGCUGUAUUAAGGCAUGCAUUGGUCUCCAUGUAACAGUGAGAAGAAUAUAAUUAAAAAAGGCCAGUCAUUUAAUAAUUUAAUAUAGAUUCAUAUGUUAUCAGGAUGUUCAGACACCAAAUAUGGAUAGAUUUUUUUUCUUUUAUUUUCUUUUUAAACCUGUCUAUGGAUAGAUUUUACAACUCUGGAAGUUAUCACAGCAGCAAUAAUUUUAUCCUGCAUCUCAACAGACAAAUGCAAAGAGAUUUUAAGAGAGAUGUAAUUUUGCCCAGAUUACAAUUUAAUCAACAUAUAUAGACAGAACAGACAGAACAUGUACAUAGACAGAACAUGUCUAUUGAACCAUUUAACAACAGUUAAGUCCAAAAUGUUGAAAGUAUCAAUAAAAUGUUCACUGACACUGUA
Messenger RNA from Micropterus dolomieu (smallmouth bass), 2532 nucleotides. It is a transcript of the gene shtn1, whose product is annotated as shootin 1. The transcript has 14 exons. The record is from RefSeq and is a predicted model, not a curated record. Bases 1 to 1368 code for a protein of 455 amino acids. NCBI's taxonomy places the organism in Eukaryota, Metazoa, Chordata, Actinopteri, Centrarchiformes, Centrarchidae.